This is a messenger RNA of Dermacentor silvarum, 1242 nucleotides long. Its product is annotated as protein TAPT1 homolog. Gene Ontology annotation, cellular component: endoplasmic reticulum membrane; ciliary basal body. NCBI's taxonomy places the organism in Eukaryota, Metazoa, Arthropoda, Arachnida, Ixodida, Ixodidae. Gene Ontology annotation, biological process: positive regulation of cilium assembly; maintenance of protein localization in endoplasmic reticulum. The record is from RefSeq and is a predicted model, not a curated record.
GAACUUCUUGCAGGGUCACUGUGGUCAUACCUGCACGGGGAGGUGCGACGUGGCUAUCAGCUGGAGGAGCAGCGUUACGAGAAGCGUCGAGCGAAGUUCUAUGCCUUCUUCCGCAUCCCUCGAGAGUUGGAGCUUGUGGGCUACGGAUUCCUUCAAUGUGCAGAUGCUUUCCUGUCUGUGCUGACACUGCUGCCGGUGCGCUUUGCGCUGGCAGCUGGCCUGCUCGGGGCGCGGCUGGUAGGUCGACGACGCCUGCAGCCAGCUGAGUCAUGCGACCUGCUCAAGGGCCUUGUUCUACUGGGCACCUGGCUGUUGGCUGCCCGGGAUACGUCCAUGCUGUACCACAUCGUCAAGAGCCAGUCUGUCAUCAAGUUGUACAUCUUUUUCAACAUGCUUGAGGUGGCAGACAAGCUGUUUUCAUCCUUUGGCCAGGACAUCCUGGAUGCCCUGCUGUGGACAGCCACAGAACCAGAGCCACGGCGGGCGCGACGGCGCCUGGGGCUGUUGGCACAUUUGGCCCUAGCCCUGGCCUAUGUUUUGCUCCACUGCCUGUUAGUGAUGCUUCAGGCUACCACCCUGAGUGUCGCAAUAAACUCGCAGAACAAGGCCCUGCUGACCAUCAUGAUGUCCAACAACUUUGUGGAGCUCAAGGGCAUGGUGUUCAAGAAGUUUGCCAAGAACAACCUGUUCCAGAUGGCGUGCAGCGAUGUCCGCGAGCGGUUUCACUAUGUGGUGCUGCUGUUGGUGGUCAUUGUGCAGACCAUGCGGGAGUACAGCUGGCGGCAGGAGCAGCUCUGGAGCCUGCUGGCCGACUGCCUGCUGGUGCUGCUCGCUGAGGUGCUGGUGGAUUGGGUCAAGCACGCCUUUGUCACACGCUUCAAUGCAAUCUCUUGGCAGGUCUACCGAGAAUAUCUGACCAGCCUGGCCUAUGACCUGGCCAGUAGCAAGCUUCACACGGCAACCUCAGACCACGGGGAUCUGGUGUCGCGCCGCCUUGGCUUCACACCAUUGCCCUUGGCAGCCCUGGUGUUGCGGGUGAUGGCAUGUCCACCUUGCUCAGUGCGACUAGCUCUCCUCACCUACCUGUGUCUAUGCAGCAUCAAGGUGCUGCUGAACCUGGUGAUCCUGAGCCGUGCCUGCAGCAUCGUCGAGCAACACCGGCAGUUGUUGCAGGAAGACUCUCCAGUGAAACAGCCACGAAGGCCCAAGUCUCCAGAAUAAACACCCAUCGUCACAAACUGA